Molecule: messenger RNA, 495 nt
Organism: Diversispora eburnea
Lineage: Eukaryota; Fungi; Glomeromycota; Glomeromycetes; Diversisporales; Diversisporaceae
Source: the annotation of a GenBank genome assembly
AUGUUGUUCUCGAUAACCUUAACUGCUCUUGUCAGUGCCGUAGUCAUCUCGACUUCUGUGAUCUUAUUAAUAUCCAAAAAAUGCUUCGAGACUGAAGAACAGGAAAAUCGACAAACAAAUGAAAAUUCGGAUCAAUAUUUAGAAGAAACAAAUGAAGCAAAUAAUCAGCAAAAUGAUUCACACUCACAAAAUCAAAUAAUUCGACAAAAUAAAAAAUUUGUAAGUUCACCAUUUAUAAUCAAAGAAAAACAACAAAAACGGAAUUCGGUGAUAGCAAAACAACAUACUAAAUUAGAGAGCAUUACCGAAGAAACGGAUGAUGAAAUAAAUAAUGAAGGAACAAAUGAUGAAUCAUUAUUGACUCAUGAUGGGAAUGCUGCUCGUCGAUCUAUAAAUUCCAUGUUGGUAUCCAGAAGAAAGCAACAAAAGCUAAUUAAGAUCUCAAAACGAUAUAGCAGCAUGGAAAGUAUUAUGGAAGAAACAGAUGAAGAAUAA